This is a messenger RNA of Glossina fuscipes, 1297 nucleotides long. RefSeq lists its product as uncharacterized. NCBI's taxonomy places the organism in Eukaryota, Metazoa, Arthropoda, Insecta, Diptera, Glossinidae. The record is from RefSeq and is a predicted model, not a curated record. The transcript is spliced from 4 exons. Bases 137 to 1297 code for a protein of 386 amino acids.
UUUUCAAUUUUUUUUUUCGUAUGCAUUUACAUAUAUUUGAAAAUGUAAAUGUAGGCGGUGUCUUGUAAACGAGUUUAUGAAGAGAUCAAAACAAAUUUGAAAGAACGAAAGAAAAAAUAACUUGUUAACCGUGAAUAUGAACAAAAAAUUCAAUUCGCCCAGUUCAUACUCGUCCUCGGAGACAAGUGAAACGCAAAGCGUUGAAGAAAAUCAAGUGAACGAUAGUAAUACUACACAAUCAUCCCAAAAUUUCGGCACAAGUAGAAUACCGAAAAGUUGGAAACGUAUGAAAGAUCCAAACAAUGAUAAAGACGCUGAAUCAAAACGGCCACCAUGGCGGGCUGUAAGCAUUUCGACUUUGCCGAAACCCGAUAAGAAUGCUAUUUUGAGAGCGAAACUUUUAGACGCCUCCAGGCGUUUGAGAGCUAGUAAGGUCGCAGUAGGUGUACAAACCGACACCAUACCAACGAUAAUUAUGAAAGAUAUUGGCAUAGGAGCGCAAACUGAUUUAAUAUUAUAUAAAGAAGUUGGUUUAUUGACCGAUGGUUUUUAUUCAAAACGACGUGACGGUACGGAGGAAUUUAUUUUAACAUAUUCCGUUUCGCUAAUGACGGACUGCGAAGAAACAUCGAACGUUAGCACUCAAACUCUUUUACCAAAGGUACCGGGUGAUGCUUUUCUUGAAGCUUAUUUAACUAAUCAGACGGGCAAUAAGUUGCUUUUAAAUCAAUGUUCGAAUGGGGAAAAGAAAUUGUUACAGCAAUUGGAAAAACUUCGUGAGACCCGUGAAAGAACUUUUGGAUUAACUGAAGAAAUUAAUCCUAAAGGUGAACAAAAAAAUGCUCGUUCAACUUUAUUGCCACCAAAAUCCACUAACUUGUAUUGGCGUUUCGAAGAUGAUAUCGAUGAAAAAGGCAAAUUCAGAUCUUAUACGAUCAAUGCGAAUAAACCCUGGAAUAGUUUUGUACCUUUUCCUUUGAAUAAAUAUCAACGUAUCGAUUGGGAUCUGUUGCUUGUUGCGAUUGAUGAAUUGAUACGUGAGUCGAAUCAUUUGGCCGAUAUGGUUGAAGAAUUAAUGCAACGUCAUCGGAAACGUCGAGAUUUAGAUCUAUUUGGUCCUUUGGUAACUAAUGUAACAAUUGAUGAAUUCAAGCCUAUAGAGCAUAAAAUGCCCUCCGACUAUUGGUUACCGAUCAUCGACGAACAGGAAAAGCAAUUAGACGACUUGAAAAGUUUUCGACCAGCAAAUAUAGCCGCUUUGGAGAAAUAUAUGGAGGAGAGCAAAAUAAUGAAAUAA